This is a messenger RNA of Penaeus vannamei (Pacific white shrimp), 1194 nucleotides long. Lineage: Eukaryota; Metazoa; Arthropoda; Malacostraca; Decapoda; Penaeidae. The record is from RefSeq and is a predicted model, not a curated record.
AUGCGAAGUAAAUCCGAGGUUGAAGUAAAUCCAAGGGUGAAUUUUCUUUUUGUUGUUGAUUUUGAAUACUUCUUGGAUGUAGAAAAUAUCAUGAAGAGUUCUGAUUUCUUUGUUGUGUUUAUAUCAAGCUCAGGUUCAACUGGGUCUAUGCUUCCAUAUGUGCAAUUUGUAUUUAUACUAGAGGUUGGUCGUUUGCAUGAGAUUUCCCAUGGAGAAGAUCCUGAACUAGUCCAACUUAUGGACCAAGAAAUUCAAACAAAGAGAACAAGAGAAGAUUUAGAAAGUGAUAACGAAGAAAACCCAAUUUCAAAACAACCAAAAAACCAAGAAGCCGGUUGGAGAAAGCCGGAAGAACAACACCCAACAACUAGUAAGAAUACAACAAAUAUGAAGGAGACUUCAACGCGCAUCACCCUCUCUGGAAUGAAAAUACAAACCAAAGAAACAAAUACAACAGGAACAAAUAUAACAAAAUGGCUAAGUCAAAAUAAUGUAUUACUACUAACUCCAAGAAACCUCAUAACCAGAAUUGAUCCAAAAACUGCAAAAGAAUCCACAUUAGAUCUCGUAUUUGGCUCACCCGCCCUAAGUCAUCUACAAAUAAAAUCUGCAUCCCACCAAAUAAGUGACCAUCUGCCAAUAAUAAUAAUGGACAACACAUACAUUGAAAACCAUUUACUCAAAGAAAAAAAAUGGUACUACACAAAAGAAAGAUGGAAAGACUACCAGAAAGAAUUAAAUGAAACAAAUUUAGAAGAAAUAUCAACCAUAGAAGAAAUAACAGAGCAGAUAAAAAAUACAGCUCUAAAAUAUUUAAAAUUAGAAACAAGACAAAUAAUAGAUAAACCAAAUAAACCAUGGUGGAACAAAGAUUGUCAUGAAACUAUAAAAGAAAGGAAUAAAGCUUUUAACAGAUGGAGGAAAAAACCAACUAUAGCAAACCAAAUAGAAUACAAAAAGCUUUCAGCAAAAGCAAAACAAACAAUAACUCAACAAAAAAAGAAAUCAUGGAACGAUUUUUGUGAAACAUUAAACUUCAAAAACCCACCAAAAAAGAUUUGGAACUUUUUCAAAAAAUUGACAGGAAAAACAAUUACAACGGAAUAUCCAAUAAUAGAUAAUGAUUUGCCACUAACAAAUAUCAACCAAAAACUAGAAAAAUUCAAAAGAAGAAUAUAUGGAAACAGAGAAUAA